Molecule: messenger RNA, 711 nt
Organism: Blepharisma stoltei
Lineage: Eukaryota; Ciliophora; Heterotrichea; Heterotrichida; Blepharismidae
Source: the annotation of a GenBank genome assembly
AUGAACAAAAAAAUUCCAGGCAAUGCUAAUCUUUACAGAAUUGACGGUGACGCUUUUUAUUCUUUAAAAAGAUAUCAAGAAGCAAUCGAGCGCUAUAGCGAAGCAAUCAAAAUCUUUCCAAACGACUAUAGAGUUUACGAUAAAAAAGCCGAUGAUUUUAAUAAUUUAAAAAGAUAUUUAGAAGCAAUCGAAUGCUAUGAAGAAAUAAUCAAACUCGAACCAAACAAAACUGAUUUUUACUAUAAGAAAGGAUAUGCUUUAAAUAAAUUAGGAAGAUAUCAGGAAGCAUUAGAAAUCUAUGAUGAGGCAAUCAAAAUCAAUAUAUAUGAUUCCAGGUGUUAUAAUGAAAAAGGGAACACUCUUUAUACUUUACAGAGAUAUGAAGAGGCAAUAGAAUGCUAUGAUCAAUCAAUCAAAAACGAUCCAUAUAAAUCCAAGUUUUAUAAUGAUAAAGGAAAUAUACUUUAUACUUUAGAGAGAUAUCAAGAAGCAAUACAAUGCUAUGAUGAGGCAAUCAAAAAUGAACCCAAUAAUCCUUUGCAUUUCUGCAGCCGAGCGAGAGUAUUUAAUAAUCUUAGACAAGAAGAAGCAGCUUUGCAGGACUUUAACAUGGCUUAUAAUUUGAGGGAGGAAAAUCAACUCAAUGGUGUUUGACUGGAGAUGAAUGAAACCUUUCUGAAAAAGAUAUCAAUUUCAUUAAUGAUGGAUUAG